CGUUUUCUGUUCGCCGCGUCUGUGCAUUUCCGUUUGGCAAUAACAGCACUCGCUUGUGGCCGCGUAUGACAUUGUGGUAAUUAAUAAAUUUUCAUUUCAACAGAGGGCAGGUGAUUUCGCGCACUCGGCCGCAUAAUAUUCUUUUUUAGAUAGUUUACAGUUUCGAUACGCGCGCACCACACAAUGUCGUUGUGCAGACUUGUUGGCAUUUCCAACGAGAUGUCUUUGGCCAAUAUCAAACGCGCCUUGACCACUGGUCAAAGAUUAUUUAGCCAAAAUGUUCAACAUACUUCAACCAAAGUUGUUGACAACAUUUUAGUCAUAACAUUGAACACGCCCAAUUCAAAGGUCAAUUCACUGUCUGAGGAUGUAAUGAACGAAUUACAAGCCAAUUUAAAUAAGGCCACUCAAGAUCCGGCAAUCAAAGGCAGCGUUAUUAUAUCAGGAAAACCGAAUUGUUUUAUCGCCGGCGCUGAUAUAUCAAUGUUGCAAGCUUGCCGCACAGCCGAAGAAGUACACAAGAUUUCUCAGGCCGGUCAGAAUAUGCUUUUCCAAGUCGAGAGAUCUUCGAAACCCAUUGUAGCCGCCAUCAUGGGUUCGUGUUUGGGAGGAGGCCUCGAAGUGGCUUUAGCGUGUCAUUAUCGUAUUGGUGUCAAGAGCAAAAGUACCGCACUCGCAUUGCCCGAAGUAAUGUUAGGCCUUCUGCCUGGCGCCGGCGGUACCCAACGUUUGCCCAAACUCGUGUCCCUUCCCACCGUUUUGGACAUGGCUUUGACGGGUAAAUCGUACAGGGCCGAUAAAGCGUUGAAAGUUGGUUUAAUCGAUCAACUCGUCACUCCUCUCGGGCCCGGUACAAACACACCAAACGAAAGAACGCUGGAGUAUUUAGAAGAAGUAGCUAUUGACGCGGCCAAACAAAUAGUUUCGGGAAGUAAAAAAAUAAAAAGGAACAAAAACAAGACGUUGGUCGAUAGCGCUAUUGAUUUGGGCAUUAAAAACGAAUGGAUCCGAGAGAAAUUCUUUGAAAGUACCAAAAACAAAGUCGAGAAAAUGACCAGGGGCCUAUACCCAGCUCCGUUGAAAAUAUUAGACGUGAUUAAAACUGGAAUUUCUCAAGGGAACACCAAAGGGUACGCUGCCGAAAGCCAAGGCUUUGCCGACUUGGCUAUGACGCCACAAAGUAAGGGAUUAAUUGGACUGUUCAAAGGUCAGACUGAAUGUAAAAAGAAUAGAUUUGGCGAUCCCAAAACAAAGAUCCAGAACGUCGGUGUUCUUGGCGCUGGUUUGAUGGGCGCCGGUAUUGCCCACGUAACUGUCGAUAAAGGCUACCAAGUGGUUCUCAAGGACGCAAACGACAAAGGCUUGGCUAGGGGUAUCGCUCAAAUUGAAAAAGGACUGUCGGGUGCGGUGAAACGCAAGAAGAUGUCUGCGAUAGAAAAAGACAGGUACAUGUCCGAUUUGACGAGUACGUUAUCGUACGAUUCUUUCUCAAAAGCAGAUAUCGUCAUUGAAGCCGUAUUUGAAAAUAUAAACAUUAAACAUCAAGUGAUCAAAGAACUCGAACAAGUCGUACCCAAACACUGUAUAAUAGCCACCAACACUAGCGCUAUUCCCAUCGCCAAAAUAGCCGCUGGCAGUAGUCGCCCUGAAAAUGUAAUCGGAAUGCAUUACUUCUCGCCAGUAGACAAAAUGCAACUUUUGGAAAUCAUAACGACUGAGAAGACAUCGAAAGAAACAUCAGCUGCUGCUGUUUCUUUGGGUUUGAAACAAGGAAAAAUUGUUAUCGUCGUCAAGGAUGGCCCAGGAUUUUACACUACUCGUAUUUUGAGCACAAUGUUGUCAGAAGCGAUACGUUUGUUACAGGAAGGAGUAAGUCCCAAAAAAUUGGAUAGUAUUACGAAAAGUUUUGGCUUCCCGGUUGGUGCAGCUACGUUGACCGAUGAAGUGGGAGUGGACGUCGGUUUCCAUAUUGCCACUGAUUUAUCGAAAGCCUUCGGUGCACGGCUUGACGGUGGAGAUCUCAAAUUUGUAAAAAGUAUGGUGGACGGAGGAUUUUUGGGCCGUAAAUCGGGAAGCGGUUAUUUCGUGUACAAGGCCAACUCAAAAAGUAGACCGGAAAACGAUGAAGUUAUCUCGUUGUUAGAAAAAUUCAAGAUGGAACCGAAAGGCGAACAGACUGUUGAAAAUCAACAGCUACGUAUGGUGUCCAGAUUCGUCAACGAAGCCGUUCUGUGUCUGGAAGAAUCUAUCCUUAAUAGUCCGGUCGACGGUGAUAUCGGAGCCGUAUUCGGUUUAGGGUUUCCGCCGUUCUCGGGCGGUCCAUUCAGAUGGGUCGAUUGGUAUGGUGCCGACAAGCUCGUUGCGAAAAUGCAGACAUUCCAAAACGAUUACGGCGCACCUUUCCAACCAUGUCAACUACUGUUGGACCACGCUAAGGAUACAUCCAAAAAAUUUUAUCCAUCGUAAAAGACUUAUCGUCGUAAACUAUCGACUAGGGAAUCAAACAACACUGGAUCAGUUUUACGAAUUUUGUUCUACAUAUAAUAUAAUAUAGUUGGAAUUACUCGCUAAGAAUUUAUAGAUAAUAUACUUACAGAAUUCUUUAUUUUUUUAAUUGUUGGUGAUUCAAAUGUAAUAUUAUCAUUAUAUAUUUAUUAUUAUUAUUAUUA
Molecule: messenger RNA, 2669 nt
Organism: Adelges cooleyi (spruce gall adelgid)
Lineage: Eukaryota; Metazoa; Arthropoda; Insecta; Hemiptera; Adelgidae
Gene: Mtpalpha
Product: trifunctional enzyme subunit alpha, mitochondrial
Exons: 12
Coding region: 184-2466 (760 amino acids)
Biological process (GO): fatty acid beta-oxidation
Cellular component (GO): mitochondrion; mitochondrial fatty acid beta-oxidation multienzyme complex
Molecular function (GO): enoyl-CoA hydratase activity; long-chain (3S)-3-hydroxyacyl-CoA dehydrogenase (NAD+) activity; NAD+ binding
Source: RefSeq, a predicted model, not a curated record